Rotaria sp. Silwood1 is the source of this 231-nucleotide messenger RNA. The record is from the annotation of a GenBank genome assembly. NCBI's taxonomy places the organism in Eukaryota, Metazoa, Rotifera, Eurotatoria, Philodinida, Philodinidae.
AUGGAUGUUCCAAAUGAUUCACAUGCAAUACUUCAUUUAAUACAUGAAGUUAAUGAACAAACGAAUCCUGAACAAUAUUCAAGUAUUGUUCAUUGCAUAACUGAUACUGAUCGUACCGGUACUUAUAUUGCAAUUGAUGCAAUGAUUGAAAAAAUUCAUCAAGAAGAAAAAAAAGUAGAUAUAUAUAAUUUUGUAUUACAAAUGUGUCGUGGACGUGAUUUUAUGAUAUAA